Exaiptasia diaphana is the source of this 2096-nucleotide messenger RNA. Its product is annotated as transforming growth factor-beta-induced protein ig-h3. Gene Ontology annotation, molecular function: cell adhesion molecule binding. The transcript is spliced from 8 exons. The record is from RefSeq and is a predicted model, not a curated record. Gene Ontology annotation, biological process: cell adhesion; extracellular matrix organization. Bases 32 to 1810 code for a protein of 592 amino acids. NCBI's taxonomy places the organism in Eukaryota, Metazoa, Cnidaria, Anthozoa, Actiniaria, Aiptasiidae. Gene Ontology annotation, cellular component: extracellular matrix.
UAGUGUUUGUUGUUCUUCUGAUCACAGUAGAAUGGCGAAUCUUCUUCGCGGUCUGGCUUUAUUCAUUGUGUAUUCUCUGUGUUUAAGUGGGGGACAUUGUACAUGGUGGAAUCCUUAUGAAUGGCGGUACUACUGGAUCAACUGGGCAGACAAAWCACACAAAGAAAUAAGUGCUGAAGAUGAAACAGUGAUUGAAAUCCAGCCAACUCAAGCGCUACAGAAAGAUGGGAUAAAUGUGUGCAGUGUAAAAAUCCCAAUAUCGGUGUCCCGCGACUGUAGGUCAGUACCAGGACGUCGAAGACUGCGUUGCAGGUUCAAAAGACAUUACGUCACUCACUACAAGUGCUGCCCAGGCUUUGAGCGAGCAAGGGGGAAACCCGGAUGUCCAAAAGAAUUGUACGUUUCAAAGAAAAACAUYAUUGAUGUUGCUAAAGGACUUGGUUUGAACGAAUUCGUCAAACUGAUUACAGAAGCUGGCGUGGGAUCUGAACUUAUCUUGGUACGUAAUCCAAAGUUGUCAAUCCUCGAGGGACUUUUACGCAACGCUGAUAUGGACCUAUCAAACGUAACAUUAUUUGCACCGUCUAAUGAUGCUUUCAAGGCUCUACCAGCAGACAGGUUGGAGCGGCUACUCAACAAUAAGGAGUGUCUUACGAAAGUGCUGAAGUACCAUUUACUAGACCGACCAAUGUACAGCCAACUGCUAGAAUCAGCACGCUAUUCAACUAUCAACAAACAGUUUAUUGACAUCACAUCGACGGACAACGGCACAACACUCAAAGUUAACGACGCCAUGAUUACCACACGUGAUGUCACAACUGAUGACGCUAUUCUUCACGURAUUGACAAAGUCCUUAUACCAAUGGAUGCCAUGGAGGUCAUUGAAGCAGCGAAGGCAUUGAACCUAACACAAUUCGCCAAACUUCUAGAAAAAAGUGACUUAUUGAAGGAACUAGAGAAAAACGGCAGUUCUUAUACACUCUUCGCGCCAACAGACGACGCAUUUGAACUUCUGCCAACAGCCAUCAMGAAUGAAAUUAUGGCGGACCCGAAAAAACUCGACAUGAUACUUAAAUACCAUAUCAUUAACCGAAAAGUGUGGACCUACGAGUUUGGCAGAGAUAAGUUCAUAAUGUCAAGUAAUGGAAUGAGAUUAAGACUCAAUUUAUUCCGUUUUGGAAAGGUCCCUGCUGUUAAUGGCGCUUGCGUGAAACGUGCCAACCUGGGUACGUGCAAUGGUGUUAUCCACGUGAUUAACAAAGUCUUAACUAUACCAGAGAACACUAUCUAUGACAUCCUAUUAAAAAACCCAGAUUUCUCGAAUCUAGUGCGCAUCAUUGACAACACAGAUGUCAGGUCGUUCUUGACCAACAUUGAUGGAUCGAUCACAUUCUUUGCGCCAACCAACAAAGCAUUUGUGCGCCUGCUCCGUGGUUCGCCAAACACUCUAGGGCUUCUGAGGAGGGACCCCAAGGAGGCCUUACGAUUCCUCCGCGCACACCUCGUCAAUAACACUUUCUACAGUUGUUCWCUUGAGUGCAAAUACAGCUACUGGUCCUUGUUCGGCUCUCGCUACUCGGUCUUCUCCAUGUCACGUGACAUCCUUCGCCUUCGCUCGAGUUGGGAUGGGAGUGUUUACGURAAUGGGAUCGAGCUAGAUCCAAUCGAUGUUCCGGCGUCCAACGGUGUCGUUCAUGGCAUCAAUAAAGUGAUUGACUGGAGUCCCUUGGCUCUGCAAACAAAGUGGGGAAGACGUCGUAACAACCGUAUUUUCACUGACUGGGUGGACGUGUUUUUGAGGCAAACCUGAUGGCCUGCAAGGAAUACUGGGAUUGUAACGGUCCGUUGAGUUUUUUAUUAGGAUAACGUAGCCCCCAUAGUACUAAAAUCGCCAGAAUUAAUUAAAAAAUUAUGUCUCUUUACUUAAAGGAGUCAAACAUCAACUAAGAGACGGCUAAAUUUAUAUUUUUCGCUAUUUUUAUUAGAUUAGUAUCAAUACUUUGUAAUAUAGAAAAUAAGCUUUGCUUUACAAUAAAACUGAUUUUAUAUCAAUCUACUAUUGUCACUUAUAUCAUUAAACCGUAUUAAAACUUUUA